Dufourea novaeangliae is the source of this 6458-nucleotide messenger RNA. Its product is annotated as zinc finger protein Xfin-like. The coding region runs from base 189 to 6176 and encodes 1995 amino acids. Gene Ontology annotation, molecular function: zinc ion binding. NCBI's taxonomy places the organism in Eukaryota, Metazoa, Arthropoda, Insecta, Hymenoptera, Halictidae. Gene Ontology annotation, cellular component: nucleus. The record is from RefSeq and is a predicted model, not a curated record. The transcript has 17 exons.
ACCCGUAAACGGAAGCCGCGCGGUGUCGCAGCGAGCCGCGGAUCCCCGCUUCGAAGGAUGUGAUCCGAGGAAGAAGAAGAAGAAGGCCGAGUCCGGGCCAGAGGAGCCUUUUUCCACGCUGCCACGAGGAAAUUCGGAUAAUCCAACUUCCUCGGGCGAGUAUCGCGAUCUUCGUGGCCACGCCGACGAUGGAGCCCAGGGAACGUUACCAAGAGCUCUGCCGACUUUGCGCAUCCUACGACGCCGUCAAAAUGGACAUCUUCGGUCAAGAGGGCAAGAAUAGACAGCUCGUUGACAAGAUACAGGCCUGUCUACCAUUCAAGAUUGCAGAAGAUGAUCGACUACCAAAAUGCCUCUGUUACCGGUGCAUGUACAAUUUGGAAAAUUUCUAUGAUUUUAGAACAGCAUGCGUCAAUGCAGUGGCCCUCUUGGAAAGAUGUCUACCACCUUCAGAAAAGGCUGAUGGUGUUACAACCACCCUAAUGUGCUUCAAUGACGCAGAGCUCUUGAAACAGAAGGAAAGCAUACCUAUGUUGAUCCCAGAGGCACCCAUUGUAAAUCCAAAUGCUGCUUUAGGCACACCACCCAGAUUAAAUUCUGAUGGGGAGGCGGAACACGAGGCGGAAGAAAUUGUUGAUAACAGCGGCACAGAUGAAGUGGAUGAGUCUGAAGAUCGUCGUUCGGAAGAAUAUGAAAUGGAUAUGGAAACAAAUCCAAGUGAUUUUUUGGAAAUGACUUCGAUAGUUACAGAAGAACCUGAAGAACCAGAAUCAAGGCAUCGCGAACAUUCUGGUAACGUCCCGGAGAUCACGUCUCAGCAAUACGAAGUUUAUGUUUGUUCGUUGUGCAACAAAGCAUUCAGUUCAAAGGGUCAUUUAUCUUUGCACGCGCGUAUUCAUGUCGGGGCCGGUGAUGUGAUUGGUGAAAAAGUUCUUACAGACGAUCACACUUCCUACAAGAGACCAUAUCAAUGUGAUCUUUGUCAUAAAUCUUAUUCGACCGCAAAGCAUCGUUGGGGCCACGUUUCAACAACUCAUAGAGGCCAUCCGGCAGUGACGUGCGGUUACUGUUCCCGGAUCUACUCAACCCGAACGAAUUUGGAGGAACAUAUAAAAUCACGCCACGCUGGUCUUCCAGCGCCCAUAAAGAUUCCUGCGAACAAUACCUGUCGACAAGAGACCAGAUACCAGUGCAAUCCUUGCGGGAAAAUGUGCAUAGAUGCCACGGAAUUGAAUCUCCAUGGAAGGAUCUGCAUUGACGAGAAAAGGUCAGAUCAUUUGGCCAGGAAUGAGAACAGGGAUACUAAAACAAUGGACAGUUCUGAGGGAUCAAGUAUCAUUGGUAGUGAUGAAGAUAGCAAAGACUAUAGGAGCGCAGAGGCAAAGCUAGCUAAAAAUCCUCAGCUGACGAUCUUGAAGCAAGCACUAACGAAAGGUGAUAGUCUGAAACGAGACUUUGAAGAUAAAUUUAUGACAAAUUGCAAGCCAAAAAAACUGCCAAAAACAGAAAACACAGAUGCGAAGAGUGAUAAAAAGUGGUACUGUGAAUGUUGUUCUCAAUUUUUCACCUCAGUCGAGAAUUUGAAAGAGCAUGAGGUAGUUCACGACGGGGACAAACCGUACAUCUGUAUUCUCUGUAAAAAAGAUUUUGUUCUCAAGUCUUCCCUGAGUAGACAUAUUCAAACGCUACAUGGCGUUGACCCGUUGCCUAUUAUAGAAAGCGAUAAGUGUUUAAAGAAGAUUGUUUCACGGAAUUGGAAUGAAUCUAUGGACCUUGAAUACGAAGGAAAAACGUCGGAAUUUCCAUUAUCUCCAGAGACGAAUGCUGAAAAUGAAGAAGAGGACCAUGAGAGCGGACAAGAAAAUCUUAUCGAAAUCGAAACGGUAUUUGUCUGUGAGAUCUGCACCCGUGACUUUAACGAUCGUGCAUCACUUUGGCUUCAUAUUCGGGCUACUCACAAAGAAUUCGCAGCGUUCGCGUGCGGCGUUUGUUUGAAAAUCUGUGCGGACAAUACGCAACUUUUGAAUCAUGUAAAUAUGUAUCAUGGUGGAUCAAAGUUAUUGCUUUCUGAACAAAGAAGGUAUAGCUGCACGAUUUGCGGGAGACAACACGACUCAAGAAAGAAAUUAAUCGCGCACGUAUCUAUACACAGUGUUGAUUCAAAUUAUGAUCCAGCAACUUUUGUGCAGUUGAACAGUAAUUAUUAUGGAGAGAAUAUUAACGGCACGGAGACUACAGAAACGAUGCUUGAUUACGAAGAGGAAGGAGACAAAGUAGACUGUUAUAUUUGUUAUAAAUCGUUUCCAAACGAGGAUCAUUUAAUACGGCAUCAAAGAAAUGCACACAGGUCGGAACAAUUAAUGCCAGCGGGAGACUCGUUGAAUUCGUCUAAUUUAAACGGCGGUGGAAACCGUGCCCAGUACCAUCUGUUCUUUGUUUGUGAACUUUGCGGGAGUUCGCAUCCCAGCAAAUGGGAACGCUGGUUACAUGUCAGUUCUUCUCACGCCAAUGAAGCAGCCAUAAAAUGUGAUCGCGAGGAUUGCGGUAAAAUAUUUGCCACAAAGUCCCUUAGGAAUGAUCACGUUCAGCAUCAUGCGAUUCAAGGCUCGUCCCCGAACACAUGUGAAAUUUGCGGGAAACUGUGGGGUAGCAGAGUCGAUUAUUGGAAGCACGUGAUGGGCGUUCACUCGGACACCGUUCCGCUGAUCUGUGGUGUUUGUCUGAAAGUCUUCCCGAACGUGAUGCAAUUAAGCGGUCACGUGAAAUCGAAACACUGGCCGUUAACGAACGGUGAUUUUAGUUGUGAUAUAUGUGGUAGGCCGUACUCGAACAAAUCGAAAAUGUCCAGGCAUAGAAAAAUCCACGGUUUCGAGGAGAGCUGCGACAACAACGGCGCGGAGAACAGUGAACGUAAAGCGGACGGCCGAAUCAGAGAAACUGAGCUCAGUUGUGAGCAUUGCAUGGAUUUGAAGUUUCCUAGUUUAGAGAAGUUGUCUAAUCACAGACGAAUCGUGCACGGACUGUUUCCCUGCGAUCUAUGUAAUAAAUGCUACGGAAGAACUUCGCAUUUGUGGAAACACGUCAACAGAGUUCACAAGGGUCACGAGGACAUCACUUGUCCUUAUUGCUUGAAAACCAGCGCAUCGAAGGUGCAUUUGGCCGGUCACAUCUCGAAAAUCCAUAGAUACGCGCCGGAUUCUAGGGAAGAUGGUAUAGAUGGGAAAGAUACAAGACAAUUAUUGAAGACCGAGGAGGUUAGUUUGCAUUAUUGCGAGAAAUGCAACAAAGGAUUCCACAAGCGAUAUCUGUUGCGCAGACACAUGAAGGGAUGUCAGAAUUAUAGAAAGGAUCCCGGUGCGUUGUUGACGAGAUGCAGAGCCUGCGAAAGAAUUUUCAAAGAUCGCGCCAGUUUACAAAAACACAUCGAGAAUCAUCACAGCACUUAUGCUUGCCAUCUCUGCAACGAGACCAUCACCUCGAAAUUAGGAAUCAUGACGCACAACAGAGUCAAGCAUAUGGAUCACCCUGAUUUGACUUGUAAUUUCGGUGCUUGCAGAAAGCUUUUUAGAACGAGGGAGGAUCUGGAGGCCCACAAAAACGACCACAGAUAUCACACAAAUCCAAACGUUUGCGAUUUCUGCGGCGAUACUGUUGAGAACAAAUUGAAAUUAAAGAUGCACGUGCUGUCCCUUCAUCGUAAUGAAAUCGGCGUGUCUUGCGGGGUGUGUUUAAUUCCAAUGAAAGAUCCGAAAGAACUGAAAAGCCACGUGGAGCAGGUUCAUUCUAGCGUACUUUCAAGACCAAACACUUGUCAAGUAUGCGGUAAACAAUAUGCCUCGAAAUGGAAAGCUUUCGAUCAUACGAAAAAAUGUCACGGCAAAGUGUUCCGAACUUGCAAACAGUGUUUAGCAGUUUUCACCGAAGAUACCGCCAUAAGAGAUCAUUACGAGAUGGUACACAAUAUUUCGAAGGAUCAGCUUGCUGCAUUUGAAUACAGAUUGGAUAUUCGAUCGAAAAAUGAAGAUUUCGAAAUGGAGUCGCCUGAUAUUAUUGUUAAAGAAGAGCCGGACGAUUUGGAGUACGAUAUAGAUCUCUGUGACGAGGAUUCCAGCGAUUCAAAAAGAAGAAGAUCCUUGACCGAUACUUUCGACUGUGAAAUGUGUCCUGAGAUGUUUUUGAACAGUGACGCCCUUUCGAAGCAUUAUCGUAACAUGCAUAAUACAGAUCCAGAAAGGAUGUUCAAGAGAUUGAAACAGGAAGAACAAAGAAGAAUGCGUGCAAAAAUGAGUUUUCUUUGUAAGAACUGUAAGAGACAAUUUUCUACAAAGACAUUGUAUUGGAAUCACGUCGCAACCUGUAGGAGGAGCGCUUCGCGAAAAAAAGAAGAUCAUUUGCCUUUGCGGAACGAUAUGUCGGAUAAUCAGGAAAGUGUGCUCGAUAACCGAGAAGAAAUUUUAAAGAAUAAUAAUCAAAUUAAACAAGAAGAAACUACGUCAAAUUUGAACAUUCCUGAUUUCAAUCUAUUCGAAGAUAUAAAUCUUCAGUUAUCAGGCCAAAGACCUCUUCCAAAUCUGAUGCCGCUAUCCCAAAGGGUAAAGCCAUCGAUGAAAUGUUCGAGAAAAGAUUCUAGAAAAGUCUACGAUGAAUCAACAAAUACGGAAUGCGCUUGUGAAGUUUGUGGAAAGCAGUGGCCAGCAAAGAAACAUUUAUGGCAACAUUUAAUUCGUUUCCAUCGAGCAGAAGCUGCAGUCACUUGCGGAGUGUGCCUGAAGCUUUGCAAAGAUUAUAAUGAUUUAGCUGAUCAUUUGAAAGCCACGCACGAAGCAAUCUUGUCUUGCGAAGGGAACAAUUUUACGUGUAAAACUUGUGGCAGAUAUCACAACGCACGCAGCAAGCUAUUACUACAUACAAGUAUUCACAUUGGACACGCGAGUAAUGGAGUCACGUGUCCAAAGUGUCACAAGAAUGUCACCGACGAAACUGAUCAUUUUAAUACCUGCACUGGUAAAAUUGAAGAAGAAGAAGAAGAAGAAGAAGAAGAAGAAGAAGAAGAAGAAGAAGAAGAAGAAGAAGAAGAAGAUUUGAAGGACGAGGAGAAGCCAGAAGAAGGAAGCCUGAUAGCGGAUGAUGCAAUGGUAGAAGAAGUGGAGGAAGGGGACUUUGAGUCCGAGGCUGAAGAAGCGGACACGGAAGAAUCUGAUAGUGGCAGUAGUACGGAAGCUGAAGAAGAAAAUGAUUCCGAGGGUGAGUCCAGAGCUACCGGAGAAAUUACGUACAACUCGGACAGUGAAGAUUCCGAAGAGUUAGAUAAUAUAGAAAUACAGGAAAAGAGUAUGCAGCAUUUCGCUUUGAAACGUCUUCAAGCAUCCAACGAAACAGAACCAGAGAAAAAUGACGGUUUGUCGGAUGAUGAUGGACCUCCGGUUCUCAGUCCCAUGAUGCCUCUAUUGCCUGAAAACAUAUCCGACGAACAAUCAAUGGGUCAUAAACUUGGUUCGAUAGUAACGUUAACAGAGAAAGAUAUAGAUAUGUGUGAUUUAACAGAAAUUCAAAAUCAGUCAUCUCCCAAGUCAAUGAAUUUCUAUGAAAAGGGCUUGUCCACCAAUGAAUCGUUGAAUUUCGAGACUGAAGCGUACAUAAAUCGAAGUGACGAUGAUUACGAUGAUACCAAAAAUGAGUACGAUGAAAACUCUAUGGAGGGGAACGACGAGGAAAAUGAAGAUAACGAAGAGACGGAAGGGAAUGAAGAGAACGAUGACAAUGACGAAAUCGGGCAGAAUGAGGAAAACGACGGAAAUAAUGAGAUAGAAGUAAAUGAAGAAAGCGACGAGGGAAACGAAUUAAAUGAAGAAACAGAAGACAUCGAAGAGAAUCGAUUGAAUGAAGAAAUCGAGGAUGACGAAGAUAAUGAGGAAGAUGAAGAGAAUUAUGAGAAUGAAGAUAAUGAAGAAAUCGAAGAGAAUGAAGGGAGCGAGGAAAUUGAAGGAAACGAGGAAAAAGAGGACGGUAUGCAAUUGGGUGAUUUAGAAGGCGCUGUACUAAUGGUGACCGAAGGAAAUGAAAUAUUAAUACAACAGAAUAUUUUGGAGAAUGGAACUGAAAACGUCAAUCAAGCGUAUGUGUAUUCUACGCUUGCAUACAGUUCAGAAGAAGACAGUGAUGACGAGGGGAAAUGAGUGCCAAAUUGUGAUUAAGUAAUUUGAAAAAAAGAAGAAGAAAAAGAAAAGUGAGACAGUUAUUGCACACGUUGUUUCAAGAGUCAGGAAUACGUGGAAAUGAGUGCAGGAAAUGUUAAUACAUAUUGUGGGCUUGAGUUAAUCACCAACUACUCGGGUUGCAGGGAAACAACACCUAAGAAAGUAAUUUUUGUUUUUCCGUUCAUAGUGUCUUAGUAUAAUUAACAAUCGAAUUUACAAAAUAUUUUUAAUAGUAUUAAAAAACAUGUUGAAACGCCGAAG